AUUCCCAGUAUUCACAACUGCUAUAAAACUGAUACGUUUGUGGUGUGGAUCUGCCAUAAGGAUGUCUUUCCUCUGAAACAAUAGCCAAGGGACAGGGGUUUGAGAAUGGAGGAUGCAACGAAAGAAAUUCAGACAGAGAGUAUUCAAGAACCGGAAGCCUCAAAUACGGAAAAGCACUUCCUUCCACACGAGAGCCCAGCCCAAAAGGCCUCUGCGAUUUGCUUUAAGAGAAGGAAGAAGUCGUACGCAACGGAGAAAGACGAGGAUCGUGAAUCUGAUUCACUUGCCCGAAAGGCUACAAACCAGCUCUCCAACUCUGGGCAAAGUCAAAUGGAGGCUUCAGAUUCACCGUGGACGUCAGGAGGGGCCUGGUUGUCCUUCAAGCGGCUUGUGACACUGAGGAGGAGGUCCAAACCCGCUUUGAAGAAACAAGCGCAGUCUGGUUCCCGUGUGCAGCUGGAAACAAACGUGGAAAACUCUGGCGCAAAGGAGCGCACCAGCUCCAACCUUAAAAUUCCCUGCCUAAGGUUCUGUAGAAGCAAGAAGUCCUGCCAGGCAGAGAUAACAGAGGAGGGGGAUCACGGCGAGAAAGCCACUGAAGGGGCGAGCAUUCUGGAUAACAAAAGGAACGGUGAACCAGAGUCUGUGUCUGUGGAAGGCCCUCUGAACACGGACCAAUCCGCCCUUGAAAACGAGGGCGACCGUGGGGUUGUGAACAACUCCGAAGAGGUGGCUCCAGCCAGGAGAGAGGACGCUUUUUCAGAGAUGAGUCCCGGUCCAGACCGAUACACAGACUUUACGGCUCAGUCGGAAAUCAUCCACUCUGAAACGGUCCUUGAAACGGAACAGGAGAAGCAACUCUUCCAGCUGCAUCACGGAAGUCUCUACGGGGAACCGGAGGAAGUGAGAAACGAGAGGUUUGAUUUUGAGGGAGAGGUGGGCUCCCUCCUUGCCCAGGACCUGCCGGAAAGCCAACCCAACGUCUUGGAAGGAGAAGACUCCAAGAACUCUCCUGCCAGAGAGGCUGAGCUGGAACAAUCUGGAGAGGACGUCGUGGCGGAGACCGACGGCGCCAAGGGAGGCAACUCGGUUGAAGUGAUGCUGCAUUGCAGCUCGCCUGCAUCUGAAGACGGGGCUUCAAGGGAGCCGGAGUUUCCUUGCCAGGAAGCGGAACCCGACGAAAACAAGCGUGUGAUGCCUGGGGCGGGCAUCGUGAUAAUGAUCACAGAAGCAGAGGCCUUCCAGGAGGAAGAGGAAGAGGAACCCAGCUACAGCUGCGAAACGUUUUCCUUUCCGCAAGCCAGCAAACAGAAAGCGAAGAAGAAAACCAGCAAGGGCCCCGAUUCUAAGUCGGGGAGGGAAAGCAAGACGUGUUCGCAGGCCCAGCCGCCUUUGGGUGCCAAUGACCAGGAGCACUGGGCUUCGGAACAAUACGAGGUGCUUCUGAUUGAAACGGCCGCGUCGCUCGUGAAGGCGGCCAUACAGUCGUCCAUCGAGCAGCUUGUGAAUGAGAUGGCUCUGGAGCAAAAUAAACAAAACAGUUUUCUAUGAUAGGGUCACAGGAGCUCCCUGGUGAUCUUUGGCCAGGCCCUGCCGUCAGACUUCCACAAGUACCGUACUGUAAGCGGAUUCUGAGCACCCGAGUAAAAGGCGCAAGGGAUCUGCUAUUUAAGUGGCUUGGCUGAAUUUUCUGCAUCAGGUGCCAAAACUACCUUACAGGUUAAUCCAGUAUGAAUGCCAUAGGAAGGGUGAAGAAAGUCCUACAAUAUUUGAACUCGGCAUGAAAGACAUCGGAUGAAACCCCGAGAUAAAUUGCAGUACCCACUGCGAUUAGCUUAAUUUUGCAUGUCGGUGAGACGAAUGUAUCAUGUACGUAAAAACAGGAUUUUUGGAAGGAGGGGGGUGUCCUUUGCUGCAUGGUGACGUGUCAAUGGCUUGUUCUGCGUGGUAGAUCUAGGAAAGCAAGAAGCCACCUCUUCUUUCCCUUGUCCAUUUAUUUUCCUUACUUAGAAACAAGUUGUUCAAUUCCCAUUAUUGCCAGAUGCUUGAAGAAGCCCUACGUUAAUCAAAUUUAACACCCGCCAAAUUGCUUUUGGUUAAGUUGCUGUUAGAGGCAAGUUGCUGAACGGGGGAUCAAAUUACAGAACAGUGAAUGAAGGAUAUACACACGUUGAAAUUGGCAAGCGAGCCGUUUUUAUCGGAGGUCUUGCAGAGGCCUUAAGAGCCAUAUUAGCAAAACUUCAGUGUUCAUUUAGAAAAGUGUAACUUUCUAGAGCUUUUCAGCACUGUUUUUGCUCAAAAUAAAUGUUUCGUUUUCAGAGA
Molecule: messenger RNA, 2322 nt
Organism: Lacerta agilis (Sand lizard)
Lineage: Eukaryota; Metazoa; Chordata; Lepidosauria; Squamata; Lacertidae
Gene: AKAP5
Product: A-kinase anchoring protein 5
Exons: 1
Coding region: 106-1551 (481 amino acids)
Biological process (GO): positive regulation of adenylate cyclase activity
Cellular component (GO): plasma membrane; excitatory synapse; dendritic spine
Molecular function (GO): calmodulin binding; beta-2 adrenergic receptor binding; glutamate receptor binding
Source: RefSeq, a predicted model, not a curated record